AAAUUUUGCUGACAUUAUAUAUUUUUUGCUUGCUAUUCAUAUGUAAUUUUGACAAACUGAGCUAAUGUGUACUUUCCCUUAAAUUUCAAUCACAUUUUUCAUUCAUUAUGAACUGCCUAAACGUUGCUGUCUCUACAGAGAUAUAGCUAUGUGAAACUUUAAAAAGUGAUCGAUGAUGAAGAAGAUGAAGAAAUGAAUGCAACGUUUACAUUUUUUAGCAAUGUGCUGACACCAUUCAAGUGGGUGGUUGAGGCAGUGAUAAGGAGAGUUUUCAGUGUGUAUUUCCAUGUAUGCAUUCAUGUUAUCAUAACCUUUCCGACCAACUUACACAAAAGUUUAUGAUAAUAAUUUGACCAUUGUCGCAGACCAAAUGUUGGUAGAAUAAAGAUAUUAUCUCAGAAUUAUUUGGGUGAGAUUCCAUUUCAAUUAUGUGUGUGACAUCGAUGUCUAAGAGAGUAUUGUAGUUGUAGCUGAAGAUUGGGUGUGGUGCAACCUAAACCGGUAGAAUUCCAAAAACUGUUUUCAUAAAUCCAUGACAAGACACACACACACACACACACACGCAUUCACGCUCACACACACAGGGAGAUUGAAUUGCAUUAUUGACUCUCACCACAGGGCGUCUUAAAAUAUCUGAAACCUUAUUCUUUUAAUUUGUGUGUGUGCUUGCAUGUUGCGUUUUAUGUUAACCCCUGUGACUGAAUCAAGAGCCGUAUAUGAACCAAUUUUAUAUACAUGCAUCCUCAUGUUGUUAUUUAUUUCAAAAGAUUUUAAAGAAAUUAUAUGCUGUGCCUUUAUCUUGUCUUUUAAGCCAGUUAGAAGCGACAAGUAAUCGUAUGAAUAAAUGGAAAUAAACUCAAUGAUAAGAAAGUUUGUUGUUUUAAAAGUGGCUUGUGCACUCUUGCCCUGCCUAAUAACUGUUUUUAGCUGGGUUUUUCGUUUCUCCUCGUUUUCUUAAAGCAUGUGUGCGCAUGUAUUUAUGUUUCUGCUUCAGUGCCCUUUGUCGUAUGUGUGCCUGUUGAAGGUUUAUGUAUGCACAUGCCCAAUGUUGAAAGUUAUUUGGUGUAUUUGUCAUGUAUGCAUUCAUGCUGCUUUUGGUAGGUGUAUUUUAAUAUUACGUGCGUCACUGUGAGUGUAUUGGCUCUGUGCGUCCACUUUUGUUUGUUGGUCGGCAUAUCUUGGUGCUAUUGUUCUUGUGUGUGUGUGUGUGUGUAUGUGUGUGUCAGCUCUCGGUCUGCAGCCAGGGAGUCAGUCUUUGAGCUUUUCUGUUCAUCGUCGGCUGAUUUAUGCGCCUCACAGGGAAAUCUCUUAUUUGUAGCUCUUUCAUCUCAUUUUUUCUCUCCACUCCUUUUCUCUCCCGCUCUUUCUGGGUCUGUCUUCCUCUUGCCAUAAUGUGAUUCAGUACAGCUGGUCGUCCCAGGUGACGUGCCAUGCUUUGCUUGCACACAUCGCUCCCACCAACAUGAAUGAGUCAAGAGGAAUUGUUGAUGAAUAAUAAGAUAGAGCAAAAGAAAAAUGCUAUCUGGAUCUAGUCAAGCAAAAGAACUUCCCUCCCCUGAUCGUACUCUUUGUGGGCAAUGCUUAGGCACUUAUUGACACAUUGAAUGUGUUUGCGUCCCCCGUGCGGGGAUGCUUUUAUGGACCUCUACUAGAGAGUGUGGGUCUUCUACGACUGCCUUGUUUGAGUAGCCCUGUCACUCGAGCGAUUCUCUGGUGUCAAAACAGAUCAGAAAGGCCUGGCUUGACUUUUGCACCUAAAUACGAACAGACACACAUACACACUCUGACACACACAGGCUCAGUGCCAGGGCCCUUGGUGGUUGGAGGCUUAUGAAAGGGUCGGACUGAUGAGAGGUUGCCAAGUGUACGGCAAUAAGCGUACCAGCCAAGCUAACGAGAGUCAAAACACACACACACACAUACUGAGCCAUUACUGUAAGACACUGUGAGUCAGUUAAAGUUAAUGCCUGUGUGAGUGUGUUAACUUGCCAAUGCGACAGAGCAAUAUAAGACAGUAUUGAUCAUGCAUUGAAUGGUAACAGUUUAAACUCAUCAUCCUUUUUCCCCUGUGUGUGUUUAUCAUAACACUAGUAUUCAUGUAACAUGGUUUGUGCUUUGUAGAAAUAUCUCAACAAUCUCAAGAAUUUUUAUUACAUUUAUUUUGUCUUCUCUGCUUUGUGCCAUUCUCUCCUAAAAAAUGUGGACAUCGCUCUUACUACUUUACGAACAAGUGCAACAAGGACACAGAGACAGGGCUUCCUUCAUGGGCUCUUUCCUGGCCAACAGUUUGGGGUCCCCCCCAUCACACCCCUCUCACCCAUCCGGUCCUGCAACUGCCCCAUCCUCCCCCUCUUACAGGACAGGACCGAAUGCUUCUCCUAUCUGGUUCCCUCAUUCACAUGAAGGGUACCCCAACUAUUCGGGAAGUCUUGCCUCUCCAUUUCUGCCCAUGAGCCCUCUGGAUCACCACAGCAACAGUCUGUAUGGACAACACCGCUUCUAUGAAAGUCAAAAAGAUCACUUCUACUUAAGGGGUCUUCCGCCAAAGCCCCCUCUGCUCUCCACCAGUCACAGCCUUCCGCCGCUUGCUCGGACUACUCCCAAUCACCAGCCUAGCUCUUGCAACCGCGACUCAGACAAUGGGGCUGGGAAAAAUAUCAAGGACAUGGGAGAGAAAGUGGCUUUAUCUUUGUCAAAGGAGAAAGAGCGAUCCAGCAGCAAAGAGCGUCACCAGGAUACUAAAGAGAAACAGCAUCAGAUACAUCACCAUUCGAACCAAUCUAGCCCGACCAGUACCACAAUGGGCUUCCACCACCAAGGCUUCCCACAUCCUCACACUGCUCUCCUCCCUCACCUAUCACACCAAAGCAGAGAGGAAGAGCACAGACACCUGUCAGAGAGACACAAUGAAUACAGAGAAGUUGACGCAAACAGCCAGGGCACCAAACAUAUGAGUGCUUGUAAAUUGUCCGGUGGUUUUGGUGGAGACUCUGGCACAGCAUCUAAGGGAGUGACGGGAAAUGGCUACAGUGGUGGAGUGGGGAACCGACCACCAACAGCAGGCAGGCGCCAUUACAAGGAUGGAUCCAUGAGUGGAGAGUUGAGGGUCAGUGAUAACCCUGUCUCAUCCUCUGAAUGUAUGAAAAGAGGCGCAACUACAAAUAUCUUGGCAUCUACAACACACUCAGUGGGCUCCUAUUCCAUGCCUCCGCCUCUUGCUCCUCCACCUCAUCCUUUGCACAUGGGUCCGACAGUAACAGGAGGUUGGUUACACCAUACUCACCCAGAGUUUUACUGCCCUCCACCCCCUCCAGCUCUGGCAUCCUCGAAAGAUUCAGCCCCAACAUCCGGAGCAAGGGACAUUUGCAGAGAGGCAAGUGUCACUGGUCCAACUUAUGUCCCCUCCGUUGGGCCAUUAGGGGAUUUGGCAUCGCCUGAGGGUCGUGGGGGAGGAGGAUCUGGCAGGAAGGUAGAUGACAAGAAUGGAAGUGUGUCUUAUGAAAACACCACUAAUCACCUUAGUCGACUAAGCAGUUGUCACAAAAGAGAAAAACCCCAGCCACAUCAGCAGCAUAUGGGUUAUGGUAAGGCAGACAAACCUCCUGACUGGAAUCAGCAGAUACAGCACUUCCAAAAACCAAAUUCCAGUUUGAGCACUCAGUCUGAGUUGCGGUCCUGCAGUGUGGAAACUCCCUCCUCCCACCGAGAUGUAGAGAUUGUGGACAAUUUUUACAGAAACCCGGUAACGACAGAUUCCAAAGUGCAAGGAGCUGGACAGGGUAUAUCUAAGACAGGCCUAGAUACCAGCUCGCCUCCCUAUAGAGACUGCUCUCACACAGGUAAUCUCCCCAAUGGGAUGAUGGUGUCAGUGGCAGCAGUUCAGAGGGAGGGACAGAAGGUUGCUAGGAUACGCCACCAGCAACACGGCAGCCUUGGAGCUAAUUCAGACGAAAGGGUAAAAGAUGGAGAUAAGUCUGCAGCAUCUUGGGGUUCCCAAGCGGCUAACCAAGAUGAGCUGAGAAAAGGAUUGCAUCAUGCAUCGAUGGUCAGCAACCAAUCUCCAAACAGUGACCAUAACCAGGCCCAAUCUCAGCCACCUCACUCCUCCUUGCACAAGACCGACAGUGAGCUAAGUGCCAUGAAGAACUUGAUGAACUACAGCUCCCAGCAGCCUCUGCUCCUACCCCAGAGAAGUCCCUUUGGCGGCCUCGGCAGCCUCAAGCAAGGCGGCGAGAGAUCAGAGAAGGCAGACAGGGGAGGGGGCAAAAACAACAGUUCCUCGCAAGACCUUCCCAAGCAGUCCCUGCCUCUUCGGCGAGGUUCCACUAAUGAGGGAGACAAGGGUGACAAAUGCAGGAAGGAGGCAGGGGAGGCAGGAGAGGGGGAGGUGCGACAGCCUCCAGUGGGUAUAGCAGUUGCAGUUGCCCGCCCCCCCCAUCGUUCCCCAGACGACACUCCUGGACACAGCAGACAGGGCAGGGUGCUGCCCAGCAUGAAAGGGGUGUCACGACCGGUGUACCCUCUUAGUCGAGAAGCGGACGAGAGGAAGCGGAUGACAGAGGAACAGCUCAGUCUUCAUCACCUCGACCGAGACAGGGAAAUGAUCAUCAGGGAAAACAAGGAUCGCAUGGAUUUCAGCAGGAUUCAUCCCUCCAGUAGUUGCCACAGUGAUCUCGCCUCUCACCUCUUGGUUCCUGGAGGAGCUAGUCAGUUAGGAGCAGACCCUGCUCAUCACCACUGGAUGCGAAGAACAGGAAGUCCUUCUUUGUGGAUGGGCCAUUCCUAUGGUCUUAGCCACGUGGGAAUGGGUGCCAGUUUCCCACCAGGUCUGCCCAGCCCACUGCAGCCAGUGCUUGGUUCACUGACCCAAGACCCAAACUCCCCACUUGUGGUUCUUUCAGACACCGGGCCUCAUCAUCACCUAGAUGUCCUGGAACAGUCUGGCCUUUGGCCUCCCAUGUACGGGAGUCGUGGCCCUCCGCCACACCUACAGCAUCUUCCUGUCUAUUCCCGCUCUGCUUUCUUGCGACAGCAGGAGCUAUAUGCUCUUCAGCAGCAGCGUGCCAUGGAGCAUUUGCAAUGUCAUUCAUUAGCACAGAGAAAACAAGAAGAGCACUCAGCCACUAUAGAGGAUCCCCCUUCUUCAUCCAGGACGCCUCUAUUGUCCUCAUCUUCCACCGGCACUACAUCUUCACAUGUGGCUAAACCCUUUUCACACACUCCUCCUCCCGCCCCAAAGACAUCGACGCCGUCUCCAGUAGUGUACCCUAGUACUCGCCACUCACCCUGCUACCACUCGCCUUCCAGGCGGUCGCACCCUCCAAACCCUCUAACCCCGGCACCAAGCCCAGCUGCAGUGGCCCCACGCUCUCCUGCGCUUAGCCCAGCGCCUUCACACCUCGCCAAGGGGCUGGAAAGGGGGAGCGACAGGGGAGAGGGACAGCCACCUCAAGAUUAUCCACAAUCCCUGGAGCCAGACCUGCCUCCUGUUUACAACUACCCCUCGCUCACUAUGGAUUACAAGGCUGGGCCUUCUCCUCCAGAAGCAAGACUGGCAGAGACGUCCAUAGAGGAAGCAGAUCCAGCAGAGCCUGAGUCCAAAUCCCUCACUCUCCCAUGCCACAUCCAGCCUCUCUCUAAAGAAGAGAGAAAAUGCGGCGCAGUCAGAGACUGUGAAGUGGUGGAAUCCCAAAGUGGUCUUGUAGAGGGAAAAGAGGAAAUUCAGUCUGAAUUUAAAGGAUGUUCUGCGUCUGAGCCAGAGAGCAGCAGUUCUGGAUUACUGCCUUGCCCUUCUUCUUCUUCUUCUUCUUCUUCACCUUCCGAUUUGGCCUGCUUUUCAGCGGCCAAAGGCAAAGCCAUAAGGGCGAAUCUCUCUCAGUGUUGCCUUCACGAGGAGGUCACCCUGAAUGAGAUGGACCUAUCCAAAGAAAAAGAGGUUGGUGAGGAACAAGGGAAAGAGAACAUUGCUCAGGAUGCAGAAGAUAAAGUGGAAACAACAGAAAUUUGUGAUGAAGAAAAGAGUGGUGAUGAAGAGAGGGUGGAGAACGCAGAAGUGCUUGUGCCUGCAGAAGACUUAGAGAGGAGUGGGAUAAGUCAGGAUGAGAACUCUGAGGAAUUAUCAUGCUCUUCCUCUGAGAGUGCUCUCCCUCUGACGGCAUGUACAUCAAGCCAUCAUCAAGGUGCCUACAUGUGGAGCCUGGAGCUCCUCAUCGCUGCAGCUCUGUGGGCCACCAGAGAUGCCUUAUACCCACCAGUACCUGUCAUUCAACAUGCUGGACACCAAUCACACCAUGGUAUGGAGAUGCUCGGAGAACUAGCAGAGCUUGAGAUUCAGCACCGGAGCCAACAGAGUGACCAAAAAGAAGCAAAUGGUGAGCACAUGCUGACCUUUGACCUCCAAAGUCUGGCAACACUGGCAGCGGCCCGUGCUCUUGAAAUGGGCGCUGGAGAAAGAAUUGUAGCUGCGAACAAGCAAUGCCCAAUAAGGGAAAGACUGAACCUACGCCGGAAGUGCAACUGGACGCCUCGUCAUGAGCCGGUGUGCCCAGUGAAGGGUUCCAUGGAGACGAUCGGAGGGGAGGAGCUGGCCAUGCGUGUCCAGCUGGCUGAGCUUCAGCGCCGCUACAAAGAAAAACAGAGAGAACUGGCCAAGUUACAGAGGAAGCACGACCACCAGAAAGAGGAGACGUGUCGCAGCCCUGCCCGCAGGGGGCCUGGCCGGCCCCGCAAGCGCAAGUCCAUCCCCGGCCCCUCGGCUUUAGAUGACUCUAAAAAACCUCGACAUGACCUGCUGGAAGAAAAAAACAGGAAGAAACUUUCCACCCAUGCAUUUAAUGCCUCCCAGAUGAAGGCUCGCUGUAAGCACAGAGGUCGACCCAGUUCUUUGAGUUCCAGGCUGGCCAGACGAGUGACCCAGCUGAAGCAGAAGGCUGUAGCCCAGAGAGCUUCGCCUGCUGGUGGUGUGCUGCAGUGUAGGGGGAGCCCAGAUGCACGAGAGACUUCCAAGAACCAUGGCAGAGACGAAGGCCAACAGCUGGAUUGGACAGAGGGUCAAACUGUGAAGAGAAAGAGAGGCCGCAAGCCAAAGGUCGAUCCAAAUAGAACUAACGUCACAAACAUCCAAGCCUCUGAGAAUCAGGACGUUAAGGGGGACAGGAGUGAAAGCUCAGAGCAUGAGCAAGAAGAUGAAGAAGAGGAGGACUGCAGUGAUGAGAUUGUCAAUGGCUCAAGUGACAACAAGACAAGCUCGUCUUCUUCCGACGCCCUUUCUCACCCUGCAGGAACCAUGACUCUUUCAACGCAGCCCUGUAGGCCUCAAAAUAAUAGAGGCAGGUGCAAACAACACGGAACUGCUGCGUCAGUUUCACAGUCCACUGGUACAAGCAGCCCGAGCUCAGGCCCGAAAAGGCUGGCCACCAAAUGUUCGGAACACCCAGUGAUUAAAAGAGCAGCUCUGCCCUACUGGGCACCGUCUUCUACCGGCUACAGUUUCAGUGAAAUCCGUGGAAGCACUGGAGCAGAGACCAAAUGGAUCAGCAGGGAGGCCUCCAGGAAAAGCCAAGCAGGACGCUGUCCUCUAGGAAAGGAUAAAGGUCAUGCAGUUAGUCGACUCCUCCAGAGCUUUGCAGCGGAUGAAGACUUCCACAUGGACGAGGAAAGCAGCUUCUCUGAGGGAGAGGAAGAAGAGGAAGAGGAGGAGAAUAAGUUGACACAUCUUCCCCCCAACAUGCCUUCUAAAAUACCUGCGCUACCUAACUGUGUCCUUAGUAAAGAGAUGCUGGUGGAUGGACUGAAGAUCCUGAUCUCUAAAGAGGAUGAGCUUCUCUACGCCGCCUGUGUUCAAACCCUGGAACUGCCUGACAUAUUUAGUGUCGUAAUUGAAGGGGAGCGCGGAAAUCGGCCCAGGAUUUACUCACUGGAGCAACUUCUGCGGGAAGCAGUGCUGGACGUGCGUCCACAGACUGAGGCUAUUCUGACUGCAGGGACAAGGGUCUGUGCCUACUGGAGUGAACGCUCCCGUUGUCUGUACCCCGGAUACGUCCACAGAGGUGGUCCAGGUGAGGAGAAGGAGGGGAGCGUGAUGGUAGAGUUUGACGACGGGGACAGAGGACGAAUCUCACUCUCAAACAUCCGGCUUUUGCCUCCUGGAUACCAAAUCUGCUGUGCAGAACCAUCUCCAGCGCUUCUCAUGUCACCAAGUCGUGGAUGCCGUCGCAACUCGACACAGGAGAAGAAAGACACGCCCACUGAGAAUUCAGCCAAUGAUGAUUCAGCUGGGAGGCCGCAAGAAAAGAGGCCAGUCGGCAGGCCCAAGAAAAUCCAAUCUGCAUCUACAAGCGCCAGCGCACAACCAUCCAGAGCUGAGGCCGCGAACAACGGCAAGGCAUCCUUGUUGAGCUGGUCUGCACCCAGGAAGUGUCCCCCGGACGACUUUUUCCUCUUCAACGGCACAUCCCGGAAAACCCAGAAAAGGACCAGAGAACGAGAAGCAGGGAUGUUUCAUCGGCCUACCUCGCAAUCUCUGGCACCCCCGACACCCCUGAAGGGGAUAUUUGGCUCCCCGUUUGCAGUGGAUUCUUUCAGUAGCAUCGCUAAUGGCCACUCCACAUUUGGAAGCGGAGGAAGUUCGGGAAGUGUUCGACCAGUCAGCUCCAUCAGCCCAAUGGGAGCGCGAGAAGGCGGCCACACCACAACUCCCCUAAUGCUACCUGCUGGGAACAGGAAGCUACUUAGUGAACGAGACAGGAAGCACUUGAUGGUGAAGCUCGACCAUGAAGGAGUUACUUCUCCUAAAACGAAGAAUGGCAAGGCGCUGCUUCGGCUCGGGAGCGUGAUGCGAGUAGGCCGAACCCUCAACUCCUCAGGAGCACCACUGCGAUACAUUCACCCGAACAUGCUGGUGAAGAGCAGCAAACAUGCAGCAGGGCAUAGGCAUACCAGUGGGGCUCAGCUGAAGGCCAAGGCACCUUUGCAAAAAAAGCCUCUGCUUGCAGGACUCGCAGCCAAAGGAGAUUACAGCACUGCGUACCAGAGCGACUGCCCCAGCUCCUACUCCGAGCUGGACGAGGAUGACGAGGAAGCUGUUCAAGGUGAGAGAACGCGGAGAAGAAGUGACUCACCCCACACUGGUGGUCGCUAUCUCUCCCGUCUCUCUGUCUGCUUUUCCUCGUCAUCAUCAUCCUCCUCGUCCUCGGGCUCCCUUUCGUCUUCCUCCAUUUGCUCCUCCGACUCCUCUUACUCAUCUGAUGAAGAGUCCUCCUCAGUGAUGCUGCGCCGCGCUCUCCUUCAGCAGGACAAACACAGGAAGACCAUGAGCUCUGACCUCCAUGGCACCACCUCCAAUUCUUCUUUGUCCACCGCUGCCCCUGCUCACACAUACAUGGCGAAAUCUAACAUGACCCCUUCAGGGUCGAAAGGCAGGGCUCAUAGGCCGGACGACAGGACGGAUUACAAGGGUAAAGGGAGCGUAUCUGCUAAUAGCAGCAGCGCAAAGGUCCAAAUGAAGAGGAAGGAGGGAGCUAACACCAGCCACCACCAGGGUCAGAGUGUUUCUACCAGCCAGCAGCCAAAAACAUCCAACAAGGACACAGUAGCAAAGAGACAGAGGAUGUCUUCACCAGAGCCUCUGUCCAACACCAGCCCACUCCUGCCUGGACGUCAACUCUGGAGGUGGUCUGGCAACCCAACUCAGAGAAGAGGUCUGAAGGGUAAAGCCCGCAAGCUUUUCUACAAGGCCAUCGUCCGGGGCAAAGAGACGGUGCGUGUCGGAGACUGUGCUGUGUUCCUGUCACCGGGCCGGCCUCAGUUGCCCUACGUGGGCAGAGUGGAGAGCCUGUGGGAGUCGUGGAGCUCCAGCAUGGUGGUCAGGGUCAAGUGGUUCUACCACCCAGAGGAGACUCGCCUGGGGAAACGGCACCGCGAUGGCAAGAAUGCCUUGUACCAGUCCAGCCACGAGGAUGAGAAUGAUGUUCAGACCAUCUCUCACCGCUGCCAGGUGGUCAGCAGGGCGGAGUAUGACCAGUUAAUUCAAGAACGCAAGACGGGAAACACAGCUAACGACCUGUUCUACCUGGCUGGGACUUACGAGCCGACCACAGGCCAACUGAUCAGCGCCGACGGUGUCGCUAUUGUAUCCUAGCAUGGCCAAGUGGUGGGAACCCAGUUACUCCAGCACUGGCCUAGAUUCUGGAUGUUUUCUAAGGCUGCUCUGGAACAGAGUGGGACGUCAAAGAAAAUCAUUUGGGCUCAGAGCAUUGAGGAUUCUCUCCUUGUCAAGGAGCUGGUCAGCAGUACUGGCGCUCACUGACCCGCGUUGGAUGGUCGCCUCUUAAUCUGACUGGAGCUCCUUUUCGGAGUUUGACUUUGGCUCUCCGUGUGACAGCAUAUCUCCUUAAUGGAGCAGACUCUUAAAACAGAAGCACUUUGGAGUUUUUUUAUUGGCAGACCCAGCCUUCUUAAACAAAGACUGACUCGUGAAAACAAUUACGGUAAACCACACUGGUUUGAAAGGUUAUUACGGUCUUAAACUGGUGGAUUGACCAUGACGACAUGAUUGGGAGAUCCCUAACCGGACCAAAAAAGAAGAGAAAAAGAAAAAAAGAAGAAAAAAAAAACACAGACUUUUUGUGUGUAAACGUGUGGAAAUAAUGCUUCAGUGUGUCUGUGUGACUGCGUGCAUGUGUGCCAAGAUGACAUCAUGACACACCGAUGGUUUGUCUUAACUAAGUAUGAAGCUGUCCAGUACUAAGUGUGGAGUUUUAGGUCGUGAUGACUGAAACAAGAAAGCGGCGUUUCUCCUGUCAAGCCAUACACAUCAAUACCUCCGUCGUAGCCUCGGAUUCAGGCGCGACCCCACAUGUACAGCUGGUCACGUUUUUUUAUUUGUGAGUUUGUGCGUGGGCCUGUAAUAUUUGUACAGCCUCUUGUGUAUUAUUAUUCUUGUACAUAGUAUAUAUAGAUAUAUCUAUUUGUUCUUUUUCCAUUUACAGAGAGGAUUAUUUUAUUCACAUGAGUUUUUUUUAGGUUGUAAAGGGGUGAAGGUUGGAUUUUCUUUUCAAUGCACUGAACAAAUCCGGAGUUGCAGACGCCAGCUCAACAGCUGACGUCUGCACCGUCGUUAUAUAUGUAGAAAGAGGGAGUAGGAUUUUCCAGGCUUUGUCCAAAAUCUCUUCAUGCCUUUGUUUAGUUUGCCUGAUGUCGACCGUACAUGACAUGACUUUGAAUCGGUUGCGACAUGUAGAUAAGCAAAUGGACUCCUCGCCAUGACGGUGAGAAACAUGCCCACUGGUCCCUCUUCGGCGAAUGACUCUUGUUGAAUUGAAAAAUGAAUUCAAACGACCAAUCACAUUAAAUGAUUUAAGCUCAUCAAUUAUUUAUAGUCCAAAGGCUAGUUGGCUGUAUUGGAAUGUGAAUUAGGAGUUUGGUGGAUGUUUUUAUUUUUUACUUUGAUGUUUAUUUUUGCCACUGGAAAAACAACUAGGGAAAUUCUGUCCUACUAACUGAGCUCAGUAUAACUACUUCCUGGACUGGGUGGGAAGACAAGAAGGUCAUUGUUGUACAUAGUUCAUAGAGUUGAGGGUCCACACUGUGUGCCUUGUAUCAUGACAAGCUAAUGUAAUUUCUGAAAGUUGCUGACCCAUACCAUUUGACUGUACAUACACCAAGGACUGACAGAACCAUCAGACAUAUCACACAUAAGCUUGGGGGCGGCAUUCCCCCAAUGAUUCCAAAGAUGGUCACGUGACAGGGUUUUGAUGAAUCAGGAUCGCAGACAUAUCCUGACUAAAGGAACAUGAACAUCUAGAGUUUAUGCUGUAGGGACAGUUAAAGUUGUGCUGUUUGUUUGUGUGCGUUUCCUGUGGGAGCUGUUAAUCUUCAAACGCGAUGACUGGAAAGAAACAAAGUUUCUGCUCUCCUGUGAUCCUCAAAGAAUCAAUUUUCAUUUCUAGUCGAGUUUAAUUUCAAUCAAGAUUGUACAUAUUUAUCUGGAAACUAAACCAAAGCACCUGUGAGUUUACGCUUCACUUCAUAAGAAGAAACAACUUUAUGAAAUAAAAGAAAAACAAUAUUAGAAAGAGGUUCAAUCCAAGACGGGACCCCUGCAAUCACAGAGGUAUUUGAAGUCCGGUUCCUCCGGUUGUCUCCUCCGGCGUUGCUAUGACAUCCACAGCAGAACGACGUUGUUUGCAUGCUGCCCAGCUGAUGCACUUGAGGUUUCCAUGACAACCGGAGCGACACCACGUGACUGUGAAGGACAAUCAGAGCCAAUCAAUGAGACAACGUAGUGAAAAAAAGGAUCAAAUCAUAAAUAAUGCUUCUUGUCACUUUUAUUCUGCUUUGCCAAAAAAAUGUGUUUUUCUUUGCUUUGUUUACAACCGUCUUACCGUUUAUGCAAGCGCCUGUCUGUUGUCAGUGUUUGGGAUGUACAGGGGGAAGAAGACAAAUGCCUUUUUUUAUUACUUUUUUGGGGACUUUGACUGACUGAACAAUGAUGCUGUUAAACUGCAAAGCAAAAGCUUUUAAAAGAAAUGUGAACUGUGAAAAAAGGCUGUAUUUUCUUUAAGAAACACUGGAUUCACUUCUGACCAUCACAUUUUGACAGAAGCAGCAUCAUUGUGUGACCAGGAUGUUAUUCAACACCCACUGGAACCAUUUUGUGGUUGAGAUGGCCUACUAAAGUAUAUUAUUUCAGUCCUUCUUUUGGGGAAUAUUGAAAUAUUUCCAGAUGUACAAAAUGAAAAAAAGAAGCUAUUUAUCUUAAUUUUAUUUCUCUUUGUGUUUUAUUAAAAAAAGGAUUCUUACUUCAAACUAUCUUGAUUGUUUCUUUCCAGCAGGGUGUGAUCCCUCAAUAGCCCCUUGUGUUUGUCAAUGGUUGUCAUUUGUCAGUGGCAGGAAAAUGGUCCAGAGAUAAAGAAAGCAGAAGAAUAGAGAGGAGGGGAGAUGGAAGAAAACUAAGAGAGGAAGCAAUUUGAAACUGUAGCUGAAGCCAAUGGCGAGGGAAGAAUGGCAGAGAAAGAGAAACCAUAUCCAGCAGUGUAUUGUGAGAGGUGGGCAGGAUUGAGUCUCCUAGGGCUGUACAGGUGGGUCACAUCAUUGGAAUAAUACAAACGGAACUGAACCUUUAAGAGACAAAAGUAGGGGUAUCCACUUUCACCCUGCGUUGAUUUCAAAUCUCUGUGCGUAAGUGAAAGCCUG
Messenger RNA from Synchiropus splendidus (mandarinfish), 13194 nucleotides. It is a transcript of the gene bahcc1b, whose product is annotated as BAH domain and coiled-coil containing 1b. NCBI's taxonomy places the organism in Eukaryota, Metazoa, Chordata, Actinopteri, Syngnathiformes, Callionymidae. The coding region runs from base 2198 to 10138 and encodes 2646 amino acids. The transcript has 27 exons. The record is from RefSeq and is a predicted model, not a curated record. Gene Ontology annotation, molecular function: chromatin binding.